Molecule: messenger RNA, 2260 nt
Organism: Thrips palmi
Lineage: Eukaryota; Metazoa; Arthropoda; Insecta; Thysanoptera; Thripidae
Product: ubiquitin-conjugating enzyme E2 J2
Exons: 6
Coding region: 281-988 (235 amino acids)
Source: RefSeq, a predicted model, not a curated record
UUUGAUACAAAUCGCGUUAAACCUCUUUGGGAGCUGAGAGGAAUGGCCUAUGAUUAAGUUGAUUUCCGUCGCUUCGACCGUCAUGAUCCAAAAAUAUUGCAUUUGCAAGACAACAGUGCACUCACCUGGAAGCGAAAUGUUCUUACGUCACGUCAGGGCGAAUGAUAUCGUAACCAAAUCAAAACAUUUGUCAUAUGUGAUCUGCUGUAAUUCUCAAGUAUUUGUCCUGCUAGGACAAUAGACUGGGCUUUCUGCGACUAUUCACUAUUAAUAUCCAGACAUGUCAAAGAGCAUUGUUGCAACUUCACGGCUUCAACAAGACUAUGUUAGACUGAAGAAAGAUCCAGUUCCAUAUAUUGUGGCAGAACCCUUGCCCAGUAACAUUUGCGAAUGGCAUUAUGUAGUACUAGGACCCGAAGGGACACCUUAUGUUGGUGGUCUCUACCAUGGCAAAUUGGUAUUUCCUCGAGAGUUUCCGUUCAAACCACCUAGUAUAUACAUGAUUACCCCCAGUGGAAGAUUUAAGACAAAUACUCGUCUCUGCUUGUCAAUAAGUGAUUAUCAUCCCGACACCUGGAAUCCUGCUUGGAGUGUUUCCACGAUCCUCACUGGACUGCUGAGUUUUAUGGUGGAAAAUACACCAACAUUGGGUAGCCUUGAAACUUCUGAAAUUGAAAAGCAGCAAUUAGCUCACCGUAGUUUGGAAUUCAAUAUCAAUGACAGCAUUUUUUGUGAUCUUUUCCCAGAUUUAGCCAAUAAUGUACGAGCUGAAUUGGCCAGACGAGCAGAACUUGAACUUGAACUACGCAAUGUUGAAGCUGAAUCAGAAAAUAAUGACGGAUCAAGUACCCUAAUUGAUAACAACCAUGGGGGUGCAGGUGGCCAGUCUGCACUUCACAGUGCUAUGAGCAAUCUGUUUGUUUUUGUAGGAUUUGCUGCUUUUGCAUAUAUUGUUAAGUAUGUUGUGAAAGGUCUCAAAACUGAAUAGUUAUAUCUGUAUAUCUUCUUUCAUCAACCCAUCCCCUCUGUGAUUACUGUGUCGUGGUGAAGGGCAAUUUUGUUGCCGUUUUCUUCAUAUGAUAGGAAGGUGAGCAACGUUAGUAUGAUUCUACAUGAAGAGAGUUAAAGUCAUCGAUGUAUUAUCACUAAUUUAUCAGCCUUCCCUGUACCUUGGAUCCUUUUUUUUUUUUUUUUUUUUUUUAAGUAGAAUCAUUUAUGACAGUAUUUAAAUGAGAGUGGAAUCAAGUUCAGGUUUUCACUUACUCCAAUAUGUAAUAAGCAUCAGACGAAAACAUCUUUUUUUUUUGUUUUGUUCCAUGUACUUUUUGUCUGAGAUGUUUCUCCCUCAUUGAAAGGAGGCAAUCAUGCAUGUGUCUGUGGUUUAGCAAAUACCUUCUUUUUUGCCAGUAACUUUUCAUGCAGUAGUAAUAAUUACUUACAAAGUUAGUAUAGAGUGAUGCAUCUUAAAUUGAUUCUUGUCUUUCUCCCAUUGAUUAUAUUGAUAAACCCUGUAACAUUCCAAGGCAUUUUUACACAAAAAAAAUAUAUGUGGUUUUCUUUCUCUUUCCUUUAAGUGACUGGCUGCACAGAGACCUCUUACCUGCCAUUGUUCCUUUUGAGCUUUGUUUUAUUAAACUGUUGUAUUCCAUUUCAGUUAGUGCUGCAUACAGCCAAAAAAAUCAUCAGACAAAAGCAAUGAAAUUCAGUUUUCAUAUUUCUCUCGAAGGUUUUUUUUUUGUGUGAUUGUGUGUAAAUAUAAAUAAUAUUAAUAUUACAUAUAUAUUUUAUUUCUAGUACCCACUGGCAUGCAUUGCCUUUCUAAAGAAUUUUAAGAAAUAACUAUUGAGUGUGUUGUAUAGUUAAUUUUGUUAAUGCCUGUGAUUUGAUUGGAUGUGUGAUAUGUUCGUGGAUGUUUGAUUUACUUCUUUAAAUGUAUGUAAUUUUUUCCUCCUAAGAAGUUAAAGUGAGUGAAUAUCCCUACUCUGUAAUAUUUAAACUGUUGUGUAUAAUAACAUUAGUUAUUGGAUAAAGGGAUCAGUUGUCAAUGGUACAAUGUUUUGUUCUUGUCCAACUUCCAUAUUGUUGGGAGACAAUAUUUACAAUUCAUCUUAGGUAAGUGUAGUGGGAAUGAUGCCAUAAGUUGUGGUUUAAACCAUUUUUUUCUCGCAUUUCCUCUAGUCAGAUAAUAAAAGGAUGCAAAUUUAUUCUGAAAAUUCAGUUGUAUGUUGUCUUCCCACAAUAAAUCAAAACCUUCAAAGUU